AUGCACUCAAAGGAUAUUCUGGCAGCGGUUCCCCCACUACACCAGGGUCUUAUUGAGCUGCCCAAGGCCGAGCUGAACCUCCUAGACCUUGUUAUUACUGAUGGCAAGGCCUCCCUCUAUGUGGGUGAGAGGUACUGCUGUGUCUCUGGCUGUGAGAACUCGAACUACUUCUCCUCUACUAACACCCUCCGCACAGCUAUUCUAUAAGGAUAUUAUAGAUAUAUAUAAUGCUAUUUAUACUAGCGAUGAUAACUGUCCCCCCCUCCCUAUUAAGGAAAAUAGUAUAGUUAAUAUAACGCAGAUAAAGAAAAUGGUUCGAGAGCUUAGCUACUCGGUUCCUUGUGAGGAGUAUAGAGUUAAAAAUAAUUCUAAGAUGUGCUGCUAUAAGGACUCGAAGCUUACCUACGAGCAUUUCGAACUGUUUGCUAAACCGCGUUAGCAGCCUACUUAACAGGAUAACGAGGUAUAAACCGAACUAGUCACGAACUAGUUCUUGAUUUUCCGGGCAAGGUUGAUUUUUUCUGUAUAGGCAAGGUUGUAUAGUAGUUUUGAUUAUUCUUAAUACCUUAGGGAGUUUAAUAUAGCGUUCAAAACUGAUAUCUCAGAACUAGUCACGAACUAGUUCUUAUUCAGUCAUUAAUUUAAUUAACUUGCCGG
Messenger RNA from Penicillium subrubescens, 657 nucleotides. RefSeq lists its product as uncharacterized. The transcript has 8 exons. NCBI's taxonomy places the organism in Eukaryota, Fungi, Ascomycota, Eurotiomycetes, Eurotiales, Aspergillaceae. Bases 1 to 207 code for a protein of 68 amino acids. The record is from RefSeq and is a predicted model, not a curated record.